Harmonia axyridis is the source of this 4847-nucleotide messenger RNA. RefSeq lists its product as uncharacterized. Gene Ontology annotation, molecular function: DNA-binding transcription factor activity, RNA polymerase II-specific; RNA polymerase II transcription regulatory region sequence-specific DNA binding. The coding region runs from base 2201 to 4717 and encodes 838 amino acids. NCBI's taxonomy places the organism in Eukaryota, Metazoa, Arthropoda, Insecta, Coleoptera, Coccinellidae. The transcript is spliced from 9 exons. Gene Ontology annotation, cellular component: nucleus. Gene Ontology annotation, biological process: regulation of transcription by RNA polymerase II. The record is from RefSeq and is a predicted model, not a curated record.
CUCAUAUUUCUUGUUAAUAUCAUGAGCCAGAGUUGCAUAAAACAUUUUGAAAUUUUUUUCCAAGAACUCAAAAUAAUACACUCCACAAUUGACGCAAAUCAAACACGAAUAAUUAAUAUUACUGCGACCUUUAACAUUUUUGGGAAAAUUCCGUAUUUAAAGCUGUUAUUAAUUAUGUGAACUAAUGGCUUAAUUAUGAAAUUAAUAGUUUGUUUGAUCACUUUCAUUGGAAUCUCGUCUUGGCCACAACAUUUUUUAUUAGCUAAUCUCUUUAUCACCUGAAGAACCUCUUCUUCAGUUACAUCGAACAUAUAGAAUGAUUUCUCGAUUCGUACAAUUUUAUUGAGAGGUGUAGAUGAAACAAUGAGCUGAGGUAUUUGUGAGCAUGGACAUUGGUUGCCAUUUACUUUGAUGAUUCGAAGUAUGCAAGCAAAUAUUAGUGACAAAACCUCUAGAAGAGAAAGCUUUCAGUGAACUCCCCAAAAUGCAAUUCACCAAUAAAUGGUACAAGAAUUUCUUCUCUAUAGCGGUUUGCUGUAAAUGUUCCAUUGAAGAAAAUUGGGCCAAUAAUUCCCCUCCAACUCAUAGCUCACCAAACUUCAACUUUUGAGAACAGGGUGUCUCAAUAAAAAAAUGUGCCGGUUUUUCACCUCUCGACAUUCUUAUGUUUUGUGAGUUGACAUACCAAGAAAGGUGAAACCAGGCUUCGUCAGAAAAAAAACGUUCAUGAGGUUAUUACUGACAAAAAACCAUCCUAUGAAGAUAAUCAACUUCUUGAACCUUGAUGUCUUGUUUUAAUAUCUUAUGACAUGUAGCAACAGAGACACUAGCGAGUUGGUAUAAAACUGACAAGUUCUUGGAGCUUCUUCCAUGAUAUUUUCGACUGUAUUAUUUAAAUCUGGUGUCCUUUUUAUUUGUCAAUCACUUUCACUUUUUCUUUCCACACUGCCAGUUUCUCGGAAAACACUAACGCACCGUUUAACAGUGCUUUGGAAACAUCCGUCAUGAAUUCCGUUAGACAUUGUAUAGAAUAUUUCCAUCAGCUUUCAAUCUUCUGACCAUUUCUGAUGUGAGAUUCGAUUAUGAAUGCCUUUUAUAAAUCGGAAAAACCCAUUUUUAAUUUAUACUUUCUUCACAGAUUGGAAAAUCCAAAUUCUAAAUAUGACAGUUUAAAGUGAAAUGGAAAAAUUACCAGAUAAUGAUAUUGGUCGAAGUCCAAGCUAAGCGCUACUUGUAAUAACAUAAAAUCCACUCUAAUUUCACGAAUUUAAACGAGACAAUAUUUAUCUUUGCAUUUUUUUCUGGAAAUAGAUAUAGAGUUAUUUCUUUAGUUGACCUCAAUUUAACUUUAACCCCAAAAUGUCAAUACGAAGAUGUGAGCGGCAUAAGAAACAAUGUGGAAAAUCAACCGAACUAGCUAUUCUGGGUGAAAAUUACAAAUGCAAUAAUUUUAAAAUGAUCCUAUUAUCCAAUAGAGGUCAAAAUUAAGGUAUAAUUCGAUAAUUAUGGUACCGAUGGCUACGCAAGGUUAGGUUGCGUUUACUGUCAAAAUACUCAAAAUCAGCUGACUGGAAAUGUCUUAUUCAUAGACAAACUAAUCAAAUCUAGUUUAUAAGUUGUUUCAGAUAAAUCUUGAUGGGUCUGUAAGAUUUAUAGUCACUUUACCACAAAACCACUUUGCUCUCGGAUAGUAUUGCCGAACACGACAUUGGAAAUAAAUUUCUUGUUAUUUUGACAAAUAAUGCAAAAUAUGCCUUCUCCGAUCAAAUGAAGCACCGUGUAAUGGACUGUCAAAAAUACUAAAUCUAUGACUAAAUGUCAUAUAAUGAUAGAGUCAUAGAAAGAAAGCCUGUUCAUUUGUCUAUGGGUAGAGUCAAGUGAGUCUCUAAAAAAACAAUUAACUCUCAAACAAAUAAUAAACAAUUACUUUCCAACAUGCAAGCUAACGUUCGCUAAGUGGAUAUAGUGCCUUAAAAAAAGAAUUUUAUUCUUCUCGAAUGUAAAGUUUAUCAAUACAGCGAAGUAUCCAUAGACCUAAUAUCAAUGAUAUUAGGUCUAUGGAAGUAUCUCAACAAUAUUCUAUGGUACAACAACAGUGUUGCUACUUCUUAGUUCUUAGGAACUACAGAAAUUGGGUUAAAUUCAUCAAAGCCAGAUAAAUUGUAACAUAUAUCAUCUAUGUAAACAGUAGAUAUUUAUUAUGAUAAUGGAAAGUAAGAAGUCAAAUAGAUAUUGCUCAGUUCCACAGUGUUCUACAAGUGCAAUGGAAAAUGUUACCCUCCAUUAUUUUCCGAAAAAUAAGUUGUUAGCUGCUGAGUGGAAGCGAGUGCUUCGUAUAAAAAAACCUAUCUCCAAAUAUAUGAAUGUGUGUAGUUUACAUUUUAAACAGACAGACUAUUAUUUACCAGAUUAUCCUGCUAAAAGAAGAAUACUAAAGAAUGGGAUAAUUCCGUCAGAGAAUCUACCUAGAGACCCUAGAGUGCCCAUUGAUGAAGUACUGUGGAAAAACCAAACAAAAUCUUCACAGAAGAGAACUGAACGACGAAGCGAAUCAACUGUUCAUGAAGAAAUUCAAAGUCAAGAAGAAUAUUUAAUGGAAAAUCCCAACCCAAUGGAAUUGUUAGAGGAUAAGAAAAUAGAUGAUGGAAGUCAUUCUGGGAGAACUCGAUCAAGCUCACUUAUUAACCGAGAGUGUUCAACUAGAAAUGAGUCAAUCCAUGAUAAAAAACAUUCACAAUUAAACAUUAAACAUCCUGAGAAAGAAAAAACCAAAAUAUUGAAAAGAUCAAAAAGGAUAUCAAGCAAAACUCGAAAUAAAAAGGUAUUAAAACCUUUUGUGUUUGUUAGUGUUGAAAUGAAAAAUAAUAGAACCAAAGUAUCAGUUCCAAAACCUAACAGAAAUCAAGCAGCACUGGCGAAAUCUAGGAAAUUUGUUGACAGUAAAUCUCAAUUGAAAUCUCUUUCAGUACCAAUUAAAAGCAAAUCUAUUUCAAAUCUGAAAUCGGUAGGAGUCCAAACUGAUUCAUUGAGUACUAUUCAUCCUGGAUAUGAAAAUAUGGAUGUUCAACAGAUUAGUUUGAUUAGAAGCAUUGAUUAUUUAAGGAAAAACUUAGUGGGACAUGCAAUGAAAGUGAAAGGAAAAACUUUCAAGGUCAACGAAUGUUCAAUCAGUUUUGAAGAUCAAAAUAGUGGAGAAAUGAAGAUGCUAGUUGUUCAACCUGAUGAAUUGGUCUCAUCAGGGGCACUUCUCAUAAAAGAUAUAUUUGGAAGUUAUGGGACAGAUGGGUUACAAGAUUCAAGGAGCGUAAAAAAAGAAGUAUCUUCUGACCAUGACGUUUCAAAAUCGUCACAACAAUAUUCUGAUUUGGAAAUGAGUGAUAACCAAAGUAGUACAUCAGAAUUGUCUUGUAUUAAUUUUGAUUCUGAGAAAAGUGUUGGAGAUUCUAUUUUAAAUAUAAGUGGCAUCGAAGAGGUAAACUUAAUAAAUAGUGAUAAAAAUGAGAAAGUGCCUAAUUCCAGUCCAGUGUUUGGUAAGGAGGUUAAGAUACUGGUGAAUAAAUUACCUGAGAGCUUGGUGAGCGCUAUACGAAAUGGAAAAAGAGUAAGAGUGAAGUCUAAAAAUUUCAAAAAUAAGAUUGGGUUCCUUAACUCUAAAUUCAUAGUAGAAGCUGAGCAGAAAGUUACUCCACAAAAUUCAUCAAUAAUUCUCAAAAGUUUCUCUUGUGAAUGGUGUGAACUAAAAUUCCCAUCAACAACUUAUUUACGAGAACACAUGAGAGUUCAUGAAAAAAAAUCUGAAGAAAUGUUCAAGCAGGAACACAAAGAAAUUAUUAAUUCAAUAGAAGUUGUCGAGCAUGAUGAAAUACAAGAACAUGAGAUUUCUGAUGGUAAUCAUAUUUGUGACUUAUGUCGCAGAACAUUCAACUAUUAUCAAAGUUACAAGUUUCACAAAGAGAUUGUCCAUGGUCAGAUGAAUGUGCAAAAAGAAUCAGUUCACAAUAGUAAAAGCUACAAAAAUUGUGGCAAGAAAUACAAAGAAGUGAACAAGGAAGAGUGUCCAGAAAAGGAAGAUUCUGAAGAAACAUGCCCUGAGUGUUUGGGUGUAUACCAUAAUAUGGAAAAACUUGAAUGUCACCUUCUUGAGUAUCAUAAAACGGUCUUGAAAAAAUCAAUAUAUAAAUGUGAUAUUUGCUCAAAAAUCUUCAUUACCUAUAGAAGUUUAGUAUAUCAUAAAACAAAAACGCAUAAUGUGACUAUGACCGAAGAUGUUGAUAUUAAAUUGAAAUGUCCCAAAUGCAAAAAGCUUAUUGAAAUCAAAGAAUACAAACUUGUACAUUCUAUUCAGUGUGGAAAAGAAUUAGAACAAAAUAAUCAAACAAUCAUGGAAGAAUCAACAGGAACAUCAAGAGAUUCACCAAGCAAUAACAAAAUUAUUAAUUUAAAUGAGGAAAAAACUGUAGUACAUCCACAUUCAUCUUAUAGUUCACAAAAUUCAUCAAAUAAUAGUUUUUCAGAAAAUGGAAUAAUUAUAAAGAGAAAAUAUACUUUGAGUUCAAGUUGUGAUUUGGAGAAUGAAAAUGUAAAAGAGAAAAGAUUCAAACAAGAUGAAGUAUUUGGAGAAAAUACAAAUUCUUCUCACCAAAUAUUGAACAGAUUAAGAGAUCUUCUAGGAUCAAGUGAUGGACCUAAUGAUAUAACAAUAGAGCUAGAUGAAUGAUAUCUUUCUCAAAGCAGAUAUGAACAGUUAUCAGUUUUCUAAAAUAUAUAAAUUUAUUUUUCGUUUAAAAUGUAAUAUAUCUUUAAAACACAAAUUGACGAAUGAAUAAAUUAUUCUUGAAAAAAAAAAC